AUGCAAAGUGUGCACGGUAGGAAGGACCGUAAAAUAAUUGUGCUAAAUGAGUUCAAUCAACCCAUUGGUCCCACUAAGGAAGUUAUGAAAGAGUUGGGUAGCUUCCUCGGCACAUUGGGAAGGAAUGAGACCUUUUGUCCUCUUAAUGUAUUUGAUUGGAGGAAACUAGACAAAAAAGAUGAUAUUUGGAAAUAUGUCAAGGAAAAAUAUGAUAUUCCUGAAGAGGCGAAGAAUUGGGUUUUUGAUUCAGUUUGUACUGCUUGGAGAAAGUAUAAAAGUCAGUUGAAGAAAAAGCACUUUGAUACAUAUGAGAAUUACGAGCUUCGAAUGCAGAAUAGGCCACAAAAUGUUCCUGUGUCUCACUUUAAAGAUCUUCUAGACUAUUGGAACUCCGAUGCCGCCAAGAAAAUGUCUGAAACCAAUAUCGAGAAUCGAAAAAAGUUGAAGCAUCCACACACUGCUGGAAAAACAAGUUUUGCUCAAAUCAUCGAGGCUGAAAUGGAGAGAAUACAAUCCACUCAAGAAAGUGGAGAUGGUAUUGAUUCAGUUGACGCGUUUGCAUCAGUGAUGGGACCUGGGCACCCAGGUCGGGCAAGAUUGUAUGGACGAGGAGUCAACAAAACUGUCUUAAAAAAGAAAAAAGGAGAUUUUGGAUCCUCUGUAAAUGCUACUGAUGAGAGAAUGGAACAAAAAAUGGAGGAAAUGGAAGAGAGGAUGCAACAAAAAUUGUUGGAAAAGCUCAAUGCACAAAAGGAAAAAUUGCUGGAAGAGCUCAAUGCACAAAAGGAUGCUAUGGAACAAGAUAUUACGAUGAACGUCGUUACACGACUUCAACGUCUCAACCCCGAUUUAAGACUUGAUCCUGACAUGCUAAUAUUCAGUGCUCGUGCACCUGGAGAAGCUGCUUCUGCACAACAAGGUGCUAUUCAACCAAUCAAUCGUCCAUCCGCUGGCAGUAACAACCAAGGUUAG
Messenger RNA from Nicotiana attenuata, 972 nucleotides. RefSeq lists its product as uncharacterized. The transcript is spliced from 4 exons. The coding region runs from base 1 to 972 and encodes 323 amino acids. NCBI's taxonomy places the organism in Eukaryota, Viridiplantae, Streptophyta, Magnoliopsida, Solanales, Solanaceae. The record is from RefSeq and is a predicted model, not a curated record.